AUGAUUCCGCUCAGCGAGCCACCUCAUGGCCCUCCGGGUCCUUAUCAUCCGAAUGCGCAUCUGAUGCAACAUCCUCAGAUGCCCUAUCAUCAUGAACAGGUAGCAAAAACUUCUAAAAACAACAUUCAAACACAAAAUCCGUGCAAUUUCCAGGUCCCAACGACAUCGCAUCCUUCCUGGCAACAAGGUCUUCCGACGCCUCCCUAUCACCCCCCACACCAGCAAAUGGGACCUCACACCGUCAACUAUCCGAUGCCACAACAACAACCGUAUCCCCAACAACAACAUCAUCCGCCGAUCCCUCCACAGGCACUCGUUCAACAGCAGCAACAACAGCAACAACAACAACAACAACAACAGCAUCAGAUGCCAGCGUAUCCACAGCAAAGGUUUGUUCUCUCUUUCUUUCUGUGAAUCCGUUUCGAGACCCACCCUCGAAGAUGCCUAUCUGAGUGUCGCCACACAUCAUAUUGAUUGGUUGCCGCGCCCCGAAACUUGAAAGAUUGGGGGGAGAAACGGAAAUGGGAGGGGAAAGGAAAGGGGCUAACGAGCGAUUCUUGAUGGGAGGUCGGAACAGGAAAAACGACUGCGCUCGCGUUCGUUUCAAUGCCAACGGUCUUCCGAAAACAACACACUUUCGAAUGUUGAUCAUCUCUUGUCCUUUCCAGAACGCCUCACUACUCUUCUCCGUCGCCGACGUGCGUACCAUCUGCUCCAGCACAAAAUCAGAAGCAUCGGACCGAGCAAUGGCUGAACAACGAGUGGUCGUACGCCCAAUCGUCCGCUCCGACCGUCGUUCCGUCAGUUAUCAGCUACAAUCAAUGCGACGAUCGGAUGUCGAUGCUCAGUGUGAACACGACGAUGACGAAUCAGUUCCCGGACGCGCAGAGGUGCUAUUCGUCCAACGGAUCCACGUGCGAGAAUGUAAAUCCAGAGCUGACGCAGCCGGCGAGCGUUGCUCAGAUGGCCGAAGAAGCGUUGAGAGUGUGGUUUAGUGUCCCGGAUCCAGGGCAGAAGUAUCGAAUGACCAGAGUAAUACGGAAAUGGGUUAAGGAGACGAAGCUCGAGCACAUUAAUCCUAAUAUCAUGCCGGUAAGUGAACUGUCAUGAUUUGAAAACGCAGUUAUUCAUUCUUUCAGAGGUUGAUCCAACAGCUUCUGGAUAUUAUUCAUGACGGGAUGAAGCUGGUUCACGCACCCGCUCCUUCGCACAUUCAGCAGUACCACGCCGUUCUCUACUAUCACCUUCUCGACGUCUUCUUCUACCUCACCUGCCUGCCCGCCACCGUUCCCUACAUUCAUCAGAUCGUUGCUCAAUUCGCUCCGAAAGAACAAGGACCAACUGACUUUCGCGAUUUGUUUGCCUUCUUUCUGCGAGCCAGCUUUCAAAGUCAGGCGGAUCUGAAGCAUGCAUCAGACGCCGCGUUCAAAUCGCUCAGCACAAUUUUCAAAGUGCUCAACACUGCGGACAAGGAGAAAGCGCGGCUGCGAGGAGAACUGGCAAAGAAUCUGAAGUUCGUGCAGUUGUUCCACUCACUCACAGAAUACUUCUUUCCGCACGUGCCCAUUCAUCUAAUUCACACGGAUGUCUUCGUCGUUUUGCGGUUUCUCGUCAGCAAUGACCCGAUUCUCAGGAACUUUCUGAUUUGGAACAAUACGACAGUCGAAGCGAACAAGGAAAUGCCGCCGCUUCCUCCGAACAGUGUGCUCGUCAACUUGAACAGAGUUCUUCUGCAAUCACACGAAGCUGUACUAUCAGAAGCGGGCCAAAAUGAGCAAUUGUAAGUCACCUAACUAAUCCCAUUAUUUAUAAUUGUUUCAUGUUUUCAGUAGGCGCCACAUCGUCGCAAUCGUCGUGGGUUUGUUCGAAUUCCUGUUCAUUCUGCUCAAGGAUCCGCUCGCCGUGAAAGCGUUCGUCGCGUCGCAAGGCGUCAGUGGCAUCUGCACGGUGCUCCAGAUGCAGAAUCCCAGCGUUUCCCGCUUUGCCUUCAAAGUUCUGAGUCAGGUCUCUGAUUCGCCGAAUCUCAAGACGUUGAAUGAUCUCAAUCGAAUACUGCCAUUCGUAAGUUCUUUAAUUUCCUAAUUUCAGUGCUCACACGUCUUUCUUUCAGCUGAUAAACUUCGUUAGUAACACGCAAGACAGCGAAGUCGUCAACGACGGAACAGGGUUUCUCUCGAACGUGGUGGCCGAUAAUCAGGCCGUCAAAGAGCUCGCCAUUUCCAACGACGCCAUCAAUGUGCUUCACAAGAUCGCCAGUCAGGUUCCACGACUCGCCGAGAUUUCGAUGGAGAAACAGAGGAAGCUGGCCAUUGAUAUACUCUGCAACUGUCUCCGAGCGCUCAUAAACUUUCUGAUGCUCUGGUUUCCGAGUGCAAGGAAUCCGACGCCACGGAUGCCGGGCGAGAAGGAAGUGCAGCAGGUGUGCAGGUUCAUGGAAGUUGGCAUACUGCGCAAAUUGAUGAACUACUUGUCGGACGAGAAUAUCAGAACUACGGGCAUCAUGGAGCUUCGGAGCAUGAUCCUGAGGUUCUUCAAUGUGCUGCUCAGAAUGCCGUUCGUUCCGAAGGCAGGAUUGCUCAACGAGAUUGACGAGGUUCGGAAACAGAAUCUUGUCGCGCACAUUUGUGCAGCCUACACGUGGGCUAGUCGACAGCUUCCGAAUCCGAACGACAAAAGCGACAGGGUGGAGAAGUCGAGGCAGCAAUUGUUGGAACGAGCGAUCGUGCUCCUGCUGACUCUGAUAGAACAAUGCGAAGCGAAGUCGGACGUGGGGCUCUAUAUGGUCGAGUGUCCGCUGAAUCUGUUGAACGGUGAGAACGUGAAGCAGACACUAAUGUGCAACGUGCUCAUGAUUUGCGACAAAAUUCUGGAGGUGAAUCCGGAUAAAGCGGAAUGUUGGAACAUCGACGGCGCAAUGUUGGAAGGACUCACCAACCACAAAAGUCCAGAAAUCGGUAAGGCUAUUUUUUUGAACUUAAACCACACUGAAUCAGCUCCAUUUGUAGCAAGGACGGCCAGUUCGUUGAUCAGCAAACUGCCGACGGAAAGCAACAUGCUCGCCGGAAUGCUCGCCAACGGACCAUUCAUCUGA
Caenorhabditis sp. 36 PRJEB53466 is the source of this 3091-nucleotide messenger RNA. The record is from the annotation of a GenBank genome assembly. Lineage: Eukaryota; Metazoa; Nematoda; Chromadorea; Rhabditida; Rhabditidae.